AAUCGUAUCCGCAGACCGCUGUUCCAUGUGCGAUGAGAAAUCCGCCGUGUUUCGAUAUGAUGUAAUUUUGGCAAUUUCCAUGUUCUAGUCGUGUGUUGAAGCAAACCAUGUUGCGGAAUUCACUUGCUCACUUGAAAGGCUUUCAAGCCAGCUUGAGAUUGAAACGAUGGUGCCACUCAUCAGCAGUGGAACGCGCUUUGAAAUUCAGAGUCGGCGAGAAGAUUGGGGAGUUCGAGGUUCGCCAGGUCGAAGAAGUAGCAGAACUUCAUUUGGCUGCAGUACGAUUCACACAUGACAAGACUGGAUCAGACUUUCUUCAUCUGGCUCGUGAUGAUCGGAAUAAUUUGUUCAGUGUUGCAUUUCCUACAAUUCCUCAGGACAGCACUGGAGUUGCCCACAUCUUGGAACACUUGUCUUUGUGUGGUUCAGAUAGGUUUCCUUGUAGAGACCCUUUCAGUAAAAUGCUUAAUAGGUCUUUAGCCACGUUCAUGAAUGCAAUGACAGGAUGCGAUGUAACGUUUUACCCAUUUUCAACUCAAAACCAAAAGGAUUAUCAAAACCUCCUUCGUGUCUACUUGGAUGCCGUGUUUUUCCCACGACUCUUGAGGCUAGACUUUAUGCAAGAGGGAUGGCGGUUUGAGCACAUGGAUGUCAAUGACAAGACAUCCCCAAUUACAAUUAAGGGAGUAGUCUACAACGAGAUGAAGGGUGUAUUUUCCAAUUCAAGCUAUCACUUCAUCCAGUCUGUGAUCAAUAAUCUCUACCCAAGUGGUGUCUACAGUCACUGCAGUGGAGGCCAUCCACAGUGUAUUCCAGACUUGACUUGGGACCAUUUGAAGGAAUUCCACAGGACCCACUACCACCCAAGCAAUGCUAGAUUUCUGACAUAUGGAGACUUUCCUGUUGAGCACACUUUGAAUCUUAUUGAGGAACUUGCCCUAUGUAAAUUUUCAUCAAUUGGAAAGGUCUGUAAUGUUCCUGCUGAACCAAAAUGGACACAGCCGAGGAAAGCCAACAUCACUUGUGCAGUUGAUCCACUGGCAGCAAAUCCUGAGAAGCAAACAACUGUCUCCUUGACUUACGCAUUGAAUGACACAACAGAUAUCCAUGAAUCGUUUGUGCUGUCCAUCCUGGGCUACCUUCUUGUUAAUGGGCCGAACUCUCCUUUCUACAAGAAUCUUCUGGAGUCCGGGAUAGGAGCAGAUUUUUCCCCUUUUCUCGGCUACGACGGGGAUUUGAAGCAGGCCAUGUUCUCUGUUGGCCUUCAUGGUGUCAAAGCAGAUGAUGUUGAACAAGUAACAGACAUUGUACAGAAGACAUUUGAUGAAGUAAUUAGGGAUGGGUUCCCAGAAGAACGCAUAGAAGCAGCACUGCACACAAUUGAACUCGGACUUAAACAUCAGUCGACCAAUUUUGGCAUGGCUCUCAAUUAUGCACUUGUGAACAUAUGGAACCAUGAUGGUAACCCCAUUGAACAGCUGCAAGUAAACAAACAGAUCGCUUGGUUUAAAGAGCAGCUGAAGCAGAAUCCCCAAUUCUUGCAACAGAUGGUAGAAAAGUAUUUCAAGGGGAAUGCUCAUGUUUUAACAACAGUGAUGUCUCCAGACUGUGAGCAUGAAAACAGGGUAAAAGGUCAAGAACAAGAAAACAUUAAAAAACGUUUGUCCGCAUUGAGUGAUGAUCAAGUGACUGCUGUAUAUGUUGAUGGUCUUGAGCUGUUCAAGAGACAGUCUGAGAAGGAUGAUGAGAGCUGCCUACCCCUGCUUCAUCUUAGUGACGUUUCCCCACAAAUUACACCAACAACUUUAAAUCGUUUCAAGAUUGGUAACACGCCUGUGCAAAGUACAGUACAGCCGACAAAUGGUGUGACGUACUUCCGCAUCGUCCUCAAUGCGUCUCACCUUCCACCAGAAAUGAAACGCAUGCUUCCACUUUUCUGUGAAGUGGCAACAAAAAUGAGCACACUUGACAAAGACUAUAGGACCCUGUCUCAAGAAGCAGAACUUAAGACUGGUGGCUUAAAUGCGUCUGUUCAUCUUGUGGACCACCCGUUGACACCAAAUACAUUUGAGCAAGGUGUUCUGCUGUCAUCACAUUGUUUGGAGUCUAAUACUGAAGCCAUGUUCUCUUUGUGGAAAGACAUUUUUCUCAGGUUGAGUAUGGAGGAUGAAGAACGCCUUUCACAGCUCAUACAGAUGUGCGCUGCGGGGCUGGCUCAAAAUCUGCCAGAUUCUGGUCACCGCUAUGCCAUGACGCAGGCUGGAAAUUUUGUUGCCCCUUCUGGACGGAUUAGAGAAGAAUACUUUGGAAUUUCAAAUAUACAGCAAAUGAAAACUCUUGCUGAGGCUCCAAGUAGGAAGUUUCUACUGCCGCAGCUGAAGAACUUGGCACAAAAUUUGCUAUGCAACAAUUCUAUGCGGUGUUCAGUCAAUGCCAGUUCAUCAGGAAUGCCACUAGCUGAGAAGCACCUUGACAAAUUCUUGUCUGACCUGCCAAUGAAAUCCUCUGCACCUUGUCCAUCAUUCAUUGAGGAACCUGACUUUUAUGCCAAGGAAAGGAAGAUCCAUUUGGUGUUCCCAUUUACUGUAAACUACUGCGCAAAAGCCUUUGGUUCUGUGCCUUACACAGAUCCUGAUUAUGCAAGGUUGUCUGUUGCUUCACAGCUCCUGUCACGCAAGUUCCUUUUCAGAGAAGUCAGAGAGAAAGGUGGUGCCUAUGGGGCAGGAGCAACAGUUACACCAGGUGGUACAUUCAGCUUCUACUCCUACAGGGAUCCCAACCUGGAGGGAACCCUUGAUGCCUUUUCCAAUGCUGCUUCAUGGCUUCAAAAGGGCGAGUUUUCUGAAAGAGACUUGGAAGAAGCAAAGUUGUCUUGCUUUGCACAAGUUGACAGUCCUGUGGCACCAGGGAACAAAGGCUUAAGGGCUUUCCUUGCUGGAAUUACUGAUGAAAUGAAGCAACAGCACAGGCAGCGCCUCUUCACAGCAACAAAAGAUGAUGUCAUCUCUGCUGCAAUGAGGAAUAUCAGUGAAGAAAACGUCUCCAGUUGUGCAGUCAUCGGACCUGAAAAUGAGUUCACAGAAACGGGAUCUCAUUGGAUGGUUCAUAGAGAUGGUUGCACCAAUGCUGGCAGUGCAGAUGCUAGCUCCUUAUUUGCUGUAAGCAAAGAGAGUGAACACACAGUGCCUCAGAAGCCAAAAACAACUAGUCCAUCACGAUUCUACCUGAAGCUUAGGGGCCUUCCUUGGAAUGCUACGGAGAAAGAUAUCUACGAGCUUUUCAGAAAAGUUGGGAUUCAUCUUCAAAACCACAAGAAUGGGAUACUCCUGGUCAAGAAACGCGGACGCCUUUCAGGCGAAGCGUUUGUUGAGGUCUGCUCUAAAGAAGACUGGCAGAAAGCACUUUCUCACAACUGGCACGACCAUACCAUGGGUCAUCGUUAUAUUGAGGUGUUUGCCACUAGUGCCAAUGUCAUACGCCACUUCCUUCUUGCCUUUUUUGACCGAAGACAGCAUUCGGUCACCUCAGACCCGCGUUCCAGCGUCGUUUCCGUCCGUGGCUUACCACAGAGCUGUACUGAAAGUGACCUUCGCAGUUUCUUCGAAGGCAGUUCCGUGCAAGACCUUUGCCUGAACCGCAACUCAGGUGGUAAAUGCUUGGGAAGUGCAUUCAUAAAGUUUGCUUCGCCACGAGACGCGGAGGCUGCUCUAUCCAAGAACGGGACGAACAUGGGAACACGCUACGUUGAGGUCUUUCCAAGCUCCGAGAAGAAGAUGAAAGCAAUCGGAAAGGGUGAGCUCCCUCCGCUGUCGCGAUGCGAAGCGAUCAUGCAAAGCAAGAGAGCACCCGAAGCGGAAAAGGUGAAAGUACGGGAACUGCGGCAGGUGACAGCGGAUGAUGCGAGAAGGGUACUCGAAAGUCGCGGGCACAGGAUAUCGGCAAAGGGUAUUCCCGCAGCGAAGGGGUACAGGGAAGUUGUCAACUUCUUCUGGCCCGCAAAAGUAAGGAACGUGCUCGCCGUCGCGAGAAGUGACGGGAAAGGAAGCGGGAGCCUCAUCAUUGAGUUCGAGAGUCACGAGGAUGCUCUCGGAGCUCUUAAAAAGAACGGAGCUGUCACAGAACGUGGGUAUAUCGACAUGGAGCUCUACUCCAGCCCAGAACGGGAGGCACAGACAGUGGCAGAGUGAUGAGCUUUCUUUCUGCAGGGUGUGACCUCCACCUCUCCAUCUUCUAGUGCUUUUUUCAUAUUGUACAUAGAAUAGGUACUGUUAAAGUAAGGUGAUAAUAAAUGGCGUUUCACAACAUUUUGUAGUGGAACAAAAAAUGGCA
Messenger RNA from Ornithodoros turicata, 4329 nucleotides. RefSeq names its product presequence protease, mitochondrial-like. Gene Ontology annotation, biological process: protein processing. Gene Ontology annotation, molecular function: metal ion binding; RNA binding; metalloendopeptidase activity. Gene Ontology annotation, cellular component: mitochondrial matrix. The record is from RefSeq and is a predicted model, not a curated record. The transcript is spliced from 28 exons. Bases 108 to 4187 code for a protein of 1359 amino acids. Lineage: Eukaryota; Metazoa; Arthropoda; Arachnida; Ixodida; Argasidae.